Messenger RNA from Apodemus sylvaticus (European woodmouse), 594 nucleotides. It is a transcript of the gene Bola1, whose product is annotated as bolA family member 1. The record is from RefSeq and is a predicted model, not a curated record. The transcript has 2 exons. Gene Ontology annotation, cellular component: mitochondrion. NCBI's taxonomy places the organism in Eukaryota, Metazoa, Chordata, Mammalia, Rodentia, Muridae. Bases 119 to 532 code for a protein of 137 amino acids.
AGACUGCAUUUCCCAGGGAGCCUCCUGACGCCGCAUUUGCGUUGACCGCGUACGUCCGGAAAUUCGGUUGUUAGGACAAGUCGCGGUGCAGAAGGCUGCGCAGCAAGUCCAAGAGCGGAUGCUAAGUGCGCGAUCGGCCCGGUGCCUGGUCUCCAUGGCCACGCGCGCGUGUGUGUCUCGUGGCAGCGCGGGAUCGGCGGCUGGCGGGCCAGUGGAAGCCGCUAUUCGCGCCAAGUUGGAGCAAGCCCUGAGCCCCGAGGUACUGGAGCUGCGCAACGAGAGCGGCGGCCACGCAGUCCCAGCAGGCAGCGAGACGCAUUUCCGCGUGGCAGUGGUGAGCUCUCGUUUCGAGGGGAUGAGCCCCUUGCAACGCCACCGGUUGGUCCACGAGGCACUGUCGGAGGAGCUGGCUGGACCCGUACAUGCGCUGGCCAUCCAGGCGAAGACCCCGGCCCAGUGGAGAGAUAACCCACAGUUGGACAUUAGCCCCCCUUGCCUAGGUGGAAGCAAGAAAACUCGAGGGACUUCUUAAUGCCCAGAUUGGGAGAGCAAGGAUCCAAAUGAGUCGACUGAGAAUAAACUGCUAUAUCUCUA